Messenger RNA from Anoplophora glabripennis (Asian longhorned beetle), 833 nucleotides. RefSeq names its product mesotocin receptor-like. Bases 1 to 687 code for a protein of 228 amino acids. Gene Ontology annotation, molecular function: vasopressin receptor activity. The record is from RefSeq and is a predicted model, not a curated record. Gene Ontology annotation, biological process: G protein-coupled receptor signaling pathway. The transcript has 5 exons. NCBI's taxonomy places the organism in Eukaryota, Metazoa, Arthropoda, Insecta, Coleoptera, Cerambycidae. Gene Ontology annotation, cellular component: membrane.
AUGACCAUCGCUUUGGUAAUAUUUACCUAUCAAGAGGUUCCUGGCGAGGGAGUACCUGACUGUUGGGCGACCUUUGAAGGCGAAUGGGGAAUACAGACCUAUGUGAUAUGGUUCAGUAUAUCCAUCUUCAUAAUACCCCUCCUGGUGCUGGUAUACACCUAUUCCUGUAUAUGCAGAGAAAUCUGGCAGAGUUCCGAAUCCAGUCUAAGACCACGCAGCUCCCAAAGAUCCGCACACAACAGAAGGACCCCUUUCAUCUCCAGGGCGAAGAUUAAUACUGUUAAACAAACCAUUGCCGUUAUCGUUAUGUACAUAAUUUGCUCGACGCCAUUCAUAGUAGCUCAAAUCUGUGCAACGAUAUACCCAGAUAGUCCGUUUUAUGAUGGUCCAGUGUACACUUUCUUAGCUUUACUAUUCAGUCUCAACAGCUGCGUGAAUCCUUGGAUUUAUCUGGCAUUCAACAGGGAACUGCCAAGACUGCUUCUUAGACAUUACACCGCCCACACUAAGAAUUACAGGACAGCAGCUGGAGGUAACAGCCCCAGCAACUCCUCCGGCGACGUCCAAACUACCUCGCUGCGGCCCUUCUCCCGAUGGUCACGAAGCUCCAAAUACCCCAACCGCAUCUCUGCCCGCCCCCACGUAACCCAGUAUAAUAACCAGCGUUGGGUCGUGACGGCCACCUGAAAUUUGGAGAAGGGUGGGUACUGUUACCGCCCUGAGGCCGAAAACGACGACAUAUCCGGGUCCUCACUGGUGGAGCUCAGCGAGCUUACUACCGAGUUCACCGAUGUAGAGAUUAACGAAUCUGUGAUUUAGACUGUAAGAUAGGU